Agrilus planipennis (emerald ash borer) is the source of this 1197-nucleotide messenger RNA. Its product is annotated as AH receptor-interacting protein. The record is from RefSeq and is a predicted model, not a curated record. NCBI's taxonomy places the organism in Eukaryota, Metazoa, Arthropoda, Insecta, Coleoptera, Buprestidae. Gene Ontology annotation, molecular function: protein binding; peptidyl-prolyl cis-trans isomerase activity. The coding region runs from base 142 to 1101 and encodes 319 amino acids. The transcript has 5 exons.
AAAGAAGAAGAAGUUUUAUUUCUAUGGGAAGUAUAGUUGAUAUAACCUAUCUAAUAAACGUCAAAAAUUCAUUAAAAAACUAAAUACGCUAUAUUAUUAUUUGGUACAUAAAAAUCGUUUAUUUCUAAAAAUAUAACUGCAAUGAAUAACGAACCGCUGAUAAGCAAAAAAAUUCUUUACGGAGGCAGUAAACCUGUUACAUUUAAAAAUGGUAUGAAGGUUACUUUUCAUUUUCAAACACGUUUAUGCAAUGAAGAUAAAACUGUUAUCGACGACUCCAAAAAAAUGGGAAUUGGGAAACCCAUGGAAUUAGUUUUGGGCAAAAAGUUUAAGUUGGAAGUUUGGGAGGCAAUCAUAAGGAAGAUGCAGUUGAACGAAGUGGCUGUGUUUACUGUCAAUAAACAAUUGGUUCUCCAAUAUCCGUUAGUGUCUAAAACACUAAGAGAUUCGUACAUUCCUGUUGAACAGAGAAAAGGCCACUGUUGCGCAAUGACUGUUCAACAGGAAGGAAUUGGUUAUGAUGAUUUAAAUCAAUUGCUUAAAAAUCCACAAGACUUGGAAUUCGUUAUUGAUUUGUUGAAAGUUGAAGAGCCUGAAGAAUAUGAGAAGGAAACUUGGCAGAUGAAUGAUCAGGAGAAACGUGAACAAAUUAUUAACUUGAAAGAGAAAGGAAAUCUUAAAUUUAAAGAUAAAAAUUAUAAAGAAGCAUCAGACUGUUAUGCUCAGGCAAUAGGCUUAUUAGAACAGUUUAUGAUUCGGGAAAAGCCCAGAGAUACAGAAUGGAAUAAGCUUAAUAAACAAAAGAUUCCUUUGCUCUUAAAUUUUUCACAGUGUAAACUCUUUGAAAAAGAUUAUUAUGCUGUUAUUGAACAUUGUUCAACUGUUCUUGAUUCAGAACCAGAUAAUGUAAAGGCAUUAUACAGGAGAGCUAAGGCUCAUGCAGCAAUUUGGAAUGUAGAACAGGCAAAAAAUGACUUUGCUAAGGUCAUGAAAUUGGACAGUUCACUAACACAAGCCGUAAAAAAGGAAUUAAAUAAUUUAAAUGAGGUAGUAAAAAAGAAAGACGAGGAAGAUAAGAAUAAGUUCAAGAAUAUGUUUUAAAAAUUUGGGGGCACAAGACAUAAAGAAGGUCUAACAUAUAUGCGGUGGCAUUUUUGUUUUUAUUUUGAUAAGCAUUUAUUAUAUUAAUGUAUUUUA